Callorhinchus milii (elephant shark) is the source of this 6147-nucleotide messenger RNA. RefSeq names its product listerin E3 ubiquitin protein ligase 1 (gene ltn1). Gene Ontology annotation, molecular function: ubiquitin protein ligase activity; cullin family protein binding; zinc ion binding. Gene Ontology annotation, cellular component: RQC complex; cytosol; anaphase-promoting complex. Lineage: Eukaryota; Metazoa; Chordata; Chondrichthyes; Chimaeriformes; Callorhinchidae. The transcript has 30 exons. Bases 86 to 5404 code for a protein of 1772 amino acids. Gene Ontology annotation, biological process: ribosome-associated ubiquitin-dependent protein catabolic process; rescue of stalled cytosolic ribosome; anaphase-promoting complex-dependent catabolic process. The record is from RefSeq and is a predicted model, not a curated record.
GGCGGGCUGUUGGCGCAGGCGCAGUGAGGGGCCGAGUCUGGUGCGUGUCGGACGGUUGGAGAGUAAACGGCCGACGGCGGCGGCGAUGGGCGGAAAAAACAAACAGAGGACGAAGGGCAACGUGCGGCCAUCCAGCAGCAGUAAAGCAGCUGAGCUGUUGGUUAAAGACAAGGGAACAGUUCCAGGUUUUGUUGGGUUUGGACCCUCACAGAAUGAACUGGGAUAUGUUCCUGCAGUCCAAGGCUUUGAGGAAGUGGAUAAUUCGGUGGAUCCUGAUUUUCGUAUGGUUCUGCGCAAAAUGUCCAAAAGAGAUGCAACUACAAAACUAAAAGCUGUUCAAGAAUUUGGGGCAAUGUGCAAAGAAAGGGACCCUGAGACUAUAAAAGCAGUUCUUCCUUAUUGGUCAAGGAUCUACUGCAAAAUAUCUCUGGACCACGACCGACGGAUUCGAGAAGCUGCUCAGCAAGCUUUUGAGUUGCUGGUCUUUCAAGUGAAACGGAAUUUGGCACCUUACUUGAAGAAUAUUAUGGGAUACUGGCUCAUUUCACAGUGUGAUACAUAUACCCCUGCAGCCUCUGCAGCAAAACAAGCAUUUCAAGCUGCUUUCCCACCACCUAAACAGCCGGAGGCAAUGGCUUUCUGUAAAGAAGAGAUUACGAAUAUUCUUUAUGAUAAUAUCAUGAAAGAGACUCCAGAUACACUCAGUGACCCACAAAGUGUUCCAGAAGAAGAAAGAGAAGGCAAAUAUCAAAGAGUUGUGACAAGCUCACUAUUGGCUCUAAAGAAGCUACUUGAUCUGCUGCCUGAAAAUGAGUGCAUGAUUCUGAAAGAUAGACUGAUGGAACUUCUAUCUCAACCCAAGUUCUGGAAGUACAGCAAACAUAAAACCCCACAGAUCCGUUCAGCUUUCUUUGAAUUGAUUGUUGCCUUUUGUCAGCAUCUACCUGAGCUGAUGAAGGCUGAAGCUGCUAAAGUAUGCUCGGCAGUGCUGCUGAACAUUGAUGAUUCUGACCCUGUUGUAUGUCCGUCCAUUUGGGAAGCAAUACUUUACGUUCUCACCUGCAUUGAGGAUUGCUGGAGCCAUGUAAAUGCGAAGAAAGGAGUUUUGCCCAAAUUAUGGACAUUGCUUAAAGAAGGUGGCCGGGGCUUGGCGACUGUUGUCUAUCCUAGUCUCUUGCCAUUUAUCAGCAAACUACCCGAAGAAGUAAUUGGAUCAAAGAUGGAUUUUUUCACCAUUUUCUUCAGUACAUUUAACAAAGGGUUAGUGAGCGAUCGUGCAGCAGUAAGCUGCUCGGAGAGUUCAGCAAUUGUAACUGCAUUUAUGGAAUGCUUGCGCUUCACUUUACACCAGAACUUGGGAGAGGAUGAAGAUCAACAUAAACUCCAACAGAUGUUAAUAAACGAUCAGCUAUUGCCCCUUUUACAAUUUACAUUGAAGACCCCCAAGCUCCAAAAUGGGACAUUCUGCCAUCUAGUAGAUAUCCUUACCUCUUGGGAAAAACGAGUGGAUAAUCCUGAAAUAGAAGAGUGCGCAGGUGCAUACAGAAAACUGCUGUCUAUCUUCUGGGAUGGUCUUUCUCAACUUUGCUUGUCUCAAGUCGCCAGAAUGGAUACGGAUAAAAAUCUUUUAGAUGGUGUCUCUUCUUUACUCCAGUUUUUGGAGAAUCCUGUGAGAUCUAGAAAACAGUCCGUGAAAAAGAAAAGAAGCAUCAGAUUUCUGGAUGAAGCCGAAACUAAAGAUGGUGAAAAUAACAUUGCAAAUCGUAUAGCAAAGAAUGUGCAUGGAUGUGAACAGCUGUCAGUAACUUCUAGGCUUGUUCAGCAGAAUAGCCCUUCCAGAACUGAGCCUUUGGAAAGCCUAGUCCAUGAACUUGCCAAAUUGGCCAUGACAUUUAUCAAGGAACAGAACUCAGAAAAGCAUUUGGAGUUCCUCAUUGGACUGACUAGCUUAUUUCCAUCAAGGAAACUAUUUAUUGUAUUACUGGAAAAUGUUGAUCCAGUGAGUCCUGGGCUUUUCCUUGAAACAAAUGAUGAAGUAAAAGCCAUGGCGAACAAUCCUGCUGUACAAUUUCUGUAUCAGAAACUAAUCUUCUGGUUUAAAGAAUCGAGAGCUGAUUUAAAUUGUUUGGUUGAUAUGCUCUAUAGCGUUCUUCACUGCUGCAACAACAACCAGGAAAGGAAGGUGAUACUGAACCAAAUUUCCGAGAUGGAAUGUGGGUGGCUUAUCUUGCUUCAGAUCAUACAAAAGGCAUGUGCGGACCCUGCAAAGUAUGCUGCUGUUUCUGAUUGGCUGAAAGGAGAAAUACUAGGAGAGAAGCUGGUUGUAUUGACAGAAGAACUCUGUACAAUGGGAAUAACACACAGUACGCAACCAAACGAUGGUGGCGCACAUAGUUGGAUUCUGCUUAGCCUGGCUUUAUCUAAACGUAUUAAUAAUGAAUUCUUGAUUGCUGAAGUUUAUAUAGAAAGGAUAAUUGAAAGACUACAUAAUGCCCUAUCCAAAGCGAAUGACUUGUCAAAAACUGGAACCCAGGAGCCAUCGAUUUCCUUCGUUUGUGAUUUGGCUUCUAAUUUUUUCUGUUCCAUAAAGGGCUGUUUGCAAAUGUCAUCAGCUGGGGAUCUUCUUCUCACAAUCUUCCAGCUCUGUGCCCAAAGCCAGGAGAAGACACUUCUCUCAGAUGUUGAACUACAUAAACUACAGCAAACCUGGUUACUGGGAUUAACAUCAUUGAUCAGUCAACAAGGCGGAUGUUUUAGAAGAGAUGGUUUCUUUCAUAACUCUGCAUUGUGGGUGAAAAAACAAGUCCAAACAUCAGAACUGGAUAUCAAGAGCCUUCAGAUUCUUCUUUCGUGUGUUUGUGUUUUGCUCGAUAAUCUUCUCAAAGCCACCCAGUCUCCUGGUCAUGUUCUACCAACUUUCCUGGAGUACAUGGUACCGAAUAAGUCGGAGUGGGAAAAUCUGAGGCAAAAGCUUAAUUCUCAAUGGCUGAAUAAGGUGCUUCUGAAAGGACAGAUAAGUCUGAAUCGGGAUGCCUUGUGCACACGGAUUGAUAGCCAUUCCUCUGAGAAGAUACCAAAUCACUUAUGUGCUGCAGCUUUAUUAACUCAAGUGGCACUGCGAAUACAAGAGAACAAUGUGUUUGAAGAAAAAUAUUUGCCUCUUGUGUGUACACCACAAAUUGCUGCAGAGAUGAUGUACUCCUUGCAGUGGUGUGAAGAAAUGAAGGACUUCUGUCCUGUUUCUGAAUACUGUGGACUGCUUCUUCAACUUAACAUUACACAUGAUAGGCUAAGAAAAGCAUGCAGUACAUUGGAUGAAACACUCUUCAACAGAUCACUGGAAAGUGGUUUGCUGUGGGCUUUAGCUACUUCUCAGUUUAUCUCCAAAAUCAAGGUGGACGGUGAUUAUGAUUUGAAACGAUUGUAUGGCACAGUUGAAAGAUUUUUCCCUUUGACUGAAGCCAAUCUGCAUACUAUUCAGAGUAUUGCUCCAUUUAUUCUCCAAGAAGAUAAGGAGCUUCUUGUGGUCCAGUCUGCUGCAAAGCUUUCUACAAGCAAGGGUACAGAUAUCACCAGUAUUGAUGGAGGAUUUGGGUGCCUUGCUGUUCUCAAUAGCUGCCUACAGAAAGGAGCCAAUAUGGAUGAGCAGUUGUUCGUAGAUGUGCUAAGCACAAUGAUGAAUUGGAGAAAUAAUGAAGAGGAAAUAUUCUUCUUUGACGGCACCUUGGAAAAUCCCAAACCUAAUCUGCUUGGUAUCAACGUGGAAAUUCUACGCUUCUUGCGACUGUUGAUCAAGUAUUUACCAUCUUCAGUAACAGCUGAGCAAUGGGACUUUGUUAUGUGCUCUAUGUUAACCUGGUUACAGACCGUUUGUGAAACAGUUACGCUUGAAUCUUCCCCCCUGAUGCUGCUUUUUGCUUGCCAAAGUUGUGGCAUGCUAUCUGACCUUAGCAACAUGUUUCAGACCCUAACACCAGAAAUAAGUAAGAAUGUUCCGAGUUUUCUUCCCAGUGAAUGGAGUGAUUUUUUUGUAGAGGAAGCCUACAGUCAGCUGUUGCCACAGCUAAUAAAAAUCCUAGAUCAGUGCAAAGGAACUCUUCUCUUCCCCACCUCGACAUACCUACUGACUGCUUUUGGUGAAGCUGCUGCGGUUACUCCGUUGAAACAAUUGAUUAAUCACAGUUUACCAGCUAAACUUAUUGCUGGUCAGAGUACAAAUCUCCCCGAUAAACUUCAGACACUUCUUAACACGUUUGCUCCAUUACUUCUCUUUCUGGCUCGACCUGUACAAAUUACAGUUUACCAUCUACUACACAAGUUAAUGCCAGAGCUGCCAGUGUUCGACAACGAGCAACUAAAAUCUUGUGAAGACAAUGGGAAUGAUGAGGAGCAUGCUUUAUCUCCACCUGCAGCACUUAUGACAGUGAUUGGUGCUCAAGAAGAAGAUUUGGAAAAUAUUUUCAGUAAUGUACCAGUUGGAGAGUACACAGUAAUUGAGCCGCUAAGUGAAGCUUACUACUGUGUUCUGGGCUAUCUGCUCGCAUGGAAGCUCAUUCUUGUUUUUUUCAAAGCAUCGCAAUCAGAACUGCGGGUUCAAUAUGCAACAUAUCUCCGUAAAAGUAAAUCCUUGCACAAGUUACUGCAGCAUCUCUUCAGGCUAAUGCCAGAAAAUCCAACAAUUCCAGGGCAGGUUUCUGAUUCUAGCAGUAAAGGAACCAAGACGCUAUUCACGGAGCAUCAUACCAUCCUUUUACAAGAGACUGAGAACUUACACACAGAACUUCCACAGCUAGCAUGUUCUGUGUACUACAGUGUAUUGGAAGAUUUGCCAGCCACUGUUCGGCUUUGGUGGAACAGCCAAGACAAACGUAUUUCAAGCACUGUAGAUAGAUACACCAGCAGAUACGUCAGUCAUGUUCUUUCUUCACAGGAAAUAGCUGCUGUGCAAACCAGUACACAAACAUUCACAAGCAUGAUGGUGAAAGCCCGUCCUGCAGCCCGAGAGGUACUUGCUACCUACUCUGUAGAUGAUAUAUUCAUUGAACUUGUUAUACAGUUGCCAACAAACUAUCCUCUUGGGUCAAUUACUGUAGAAAGUGGGAAGCGAGUUGGUGUUGCUGUUCAACAAUGGCGCAACUGGAUGUUACAACUGAACACGUUUCUUAAUCUUCAGAAUGGAAGCAUCAUGGAAGGCCUCACAUUAUGGAAAAGUAAUGUGGACAAACGGUUUGAAGGCAUUGAGGAAUGCAUGAUCUGUUUUUCAGUAAUUCACGGUUCUAAUUGUUCACUUCCAAAAAAGGCUUGCAGAACAUGUAAGAAAAAAUUCCAUUCAGCCUGCUUGUACAGAUGGUUUACAUCCAGCAACAAGUCCACCUGUCCACUAUGUCGAGAAACAUUCUUUUGAGAUCAUUUUACCACGGCCUCUAGUGGAGCCCAAGAGGACUGAUAAGUGAAUCAGACCAAAGAAUUUGGAAAUAAAAAUCAGAAACUGUCAAUGAUUGAACACAACAAAAGGAAUGGAAAGCUUGUAUGAAACACCUCCAUCCAAACUGUGACCUCAGUUAGAAAAAGUAUCCAUAUCUUGACAUUUUAUAAAAGGCAAAUUCACUUUUCCACAAUUAAACUGCAAAUGAAAAAUUAUGUUGUGCCAUAUUUGAUAAAAUGAUCCAUUUUAUUUUUCCUUUGUUUUGGGAAUAAAAUUUGUUUUCCCCAAUACUUGUUCUCUGUGCUCCAAUUGUGCUGAUUCUCUCUUGAGCCUCCCCCGAUGAGUUAUGAAUGAAUCACUAGGUGAUCCUUGAGGGAUGGUCUGGGAAGACCCUGGUCAUUUUCCUUCCCGUCAAAUAUGAGGCAUCUGGCUUCCACCUAGCAUCUCCCCAUGAUAAUAUGGCUGAUAUCAGAAAUGCAACAUAUCAAACAUACCUAACGCAGUGUUUAAAAAUAUAAUUCUUUGUAAUAAAUAUUGAUCUCAUUAAAUGAUAAAAUUGUAAUCCAGAAAUAUUAUACUGUUCAGAUUUGUUGCAAGAAAUGACUACUCAAGACAAUUAGGUUUUCAUCUGCUUGGUUUAGGGCAAAAUACAAACUUGUCCUUCAAUACAAUCUGUUGCCACUUUUACAAUGGUGUCCAUAUUAUUAAAUUUUUAAAAACUA